UAAUGCCAUGGCUGCAGAUGAAAGCGCUACGGAAAAGCAAGCAGGGGAACCAAAAAUGGCAGUGGACGGCGAAACCAACGGCUCCUGCGAGCACAGCGAGGCUGGUGGCCACCCAAACCCAGCUAAAACCACUCAGGACAACACAAAAGUGAGCCAGCAGGACUCUGGCAGCAAGUUGAACAGGAUAGCAGAGAACGGCAUCUCGGAGCGGGACGGCGAGGCCGGCAAGCAGAACCACCUGAAGGCUAAUGACUUCCCCCAGAGCGCCCUGACGGGCAGCAAUGGAUAUAUCCUAACCAAGCAGAUGGCACAGGAGCAGCCCCUAAGGACUACCAGCACCUUUGCUUCUCUCACUGGCCACGCUGCAAAAACCCUGCCGGGAGGAGCGAGCAAAGGCAGGACUGUGGGCUCCUUCUCUCAGCUGCAGGCCACCGUGCCGAGCAAGCUCGGGGAGGGCAGUAAGGACAUGGAUGCUAAGAAAGCCCUCGCUGCUAACACUGAAGUCAAGGUCCACAGAGCACGGAAGACAAUGCCUAAACCCACCCCCAGCCUGGAGUUGCUUCCUGAACUGGGAUCGAAGCUGACUCUGAAACAGCAUGCAAGUAAAGACCCCAAAGAUGGGAGAGACAGCAGAGAUCGAAAAGAACCCAAGGAGGAAGGCAACAAAAACAUCCUGGAGUUUGGGAAACCGUUGCCAUUGCCCUCUCUCCCAGGCCUUCACCAGUCACUACCUCAGAACCAGAGCUAUGUGGCCACCACGAAGUCGCAGACAGCUGCUGCAGUAUCUCGGAAGAAAAAACGGAGAAUGGGAACCUAUAGCCUGGUUCCCAAGAAAAAGACCAAAGUGUUAAAACAGAGAACAAUGAUUGAGAUGUUUAAGAGCAUAACUCAUUCCUCUAUGGGUGCCAAGAGUGAAAAGGACCUGGGUGAUGCCAGCCUUCAUGUGAACGGGGAAAGCAUAGAUGUAGACUCUGAAGAGGAAGACUCUGAUGAGUUGGAAGAGGAGGAUGAUCACGGAGCAGAACAGGCAGUUCUGUUUCCUGUAGAUGAUAACAGGACCUCUAAAGACAGCGCAUCCGAUGCAGACGCCAGAAAGCUUGAUGAUGGCGACUCUGAGGAGGAGCAAGAGUCCGGAGAGUCGAUCGAGGAGGAGGAGGAUGGCGAUGAGUCUGACUUGAUGCAGACUUGGCAAGUGGUAGAGCCAGCGAUGUUUUCUUCACAACCUGAAGCUCUGCACGGCUUUGGAGCUCAGAGCUCGGAGUCCAGCAUCAAGAAGAAGCUGCUGAAGAGGAAAGGAAAGAUGGAAAGUCCGUGGCUGAAACCCACUCGCAAGAGGAGACGGAGGAAUAAAAAGAAACAAGGCGGUGUGCUAGGUGCCGAAGCCUAUAAACCAUCUUUGGUAGGCAGAGAAGGCCCUGGUCAGGAGAACAGUAUGGAGUACAUGGAGGUGUCCCUGGAUUCCCUGGAUCUCCGGGUGAAGGGAAUCCUCUCCUCGCCAGCGGGAGGUCUUUCCAAUGGUCCUGAAGCAAUGGAAGUAGAUGGUCUCCAGGAAGUCCCCCUCUGUAGCUGUCGAAUGGAAACCCCCAAAAGCAGAGAGAUCACCACGCUAGCCAACAACCAGUGCAUGGCCACGGAGAGUGUGGAUAAUGAGCUGGGCCGCUGCACAAACAGUGUGGUUAAGUAUGAACUGAUGCGCCCGUCUAACAAAGUCCAGCUUUUGGUGCUGUGUGAGGACCAUAGAGGGAGGAUGGUGAAACACCAGUGUUGCCCUGGCUGUGGAUACUUUUGCACUGCAGGCACUUUCAUGGAGUGUCAGCCCGAGAGCAGCAUCUCCCACCGUUUCCACAAGAGCUGUGCCUCCCAGGUCAACGACAUGAGCUACUGCCCCCACUGCGGGGAGGAGGCCUCCAAGGCGAAGGAGGUGACAAUAGCGAAGGCAGACACGACCUCGACGGUGUCCCUGGCCUACGAGCAGCAGAAACCAGCAGCUGUGGAGGGAAGGGCUGACACCACCACGGGGAGUGGCACUGGGACUCGGUUGUCAGAGGAAGACAAGCCAGAAAGUUCAGCUGCUGAGGGGUUUGACAUGGCUGGGUCUUCAGUUUUUCCAAAGCCUACUACUAGCCUGAGCCAGGGACCCGUUAAAGAAACUCUGGAAAGUGCCCUGAUUGCCCUGGACUCUGAAAAACCCAAGAAGUUACGGUUCCAUCCAAAGCAGUUGUACUUCUCUGCAAGGCAAGGAGAGCUGCAAAAGGUCCUGCUGAUGUUGGUGGAUGGAAUUGACCCUAAUUUUAAAAUGGAGAAUCAGAAUAAGAGAACUCCUCUGCAUGCUGCUGCUGAGUCUGGCCAUGUGGACAUCUGCCAUAUGCUGAUUCAGGCUGGUGCUAACAUAGACAGCUGCUCUGAAGACCAGAGGACUCCACUGAUGGAAGCAGCAGAAAACAACCACCUGGAAACUGUGAAAUACCUUAUCAAGGCUGGAGCACUGGUAGAUCCUAAGGAUGUGGAGGGCUCCACUUGUCUGCACCUGGCUGCCAAGAAGGGGCACUACGACGUUGUUCAGUACCUCCUCUCCAAUGGGAAGAUGGACAUCAACUGCCAGGACGACGGAGGCUGGACGCCGAUGAUCUGGGCCACCGAGUACAAGCACAUCGAGCUGGUGAAGCUGCUGCUUGCCAAGGGCUCAGACAUCAACAUCCGGGACAAUGAGGAAAAUAUCUGUUUGCACUGGGCUGCUUUUUCUGGCUGUGUGGACAUAGCAGAGAUCCUGCUGGCUGCUAAGUGUGAUCUGCACGCUGUGAAUAUCCACGGGGACUCACCCCUGCACAUUGCAGCCAGGGAGAACCGCUACGAGUGCGUCGUUCUCUUUCUUUCCCGUGGCUCGGAUGUCACUUUAAAGAACAAGGAGGGUGAGACUCCACUCCAGUGCUCCAGCCUUAACUCUCAGGUCUGGGUGGCCCUACAGAUGAACAAGACUCUAAAAGAAUCAUCUACUGAGAAGCCUCCCCAGAUAGACAAGGUGGUGAGCAGAGACAUCGCCCGGGGCUACGAGCGGAUCCCCAUCCCCUGCGUCAACUCGGUGGACAGCGAGCCCUGCCCCACCAACUACAAGUACGUGUCGCAGAACUGCGUCACCUCCCCGAUGGACAUCGACCGGAACAUCACCCACCUGCAGUAUUGUGUGUGUAUAGACGACUGCUCCUCCAGCAACUGCAUGUGUGGCCAGCUCAGUAUGCGCUGCUGGUAUGAUAAGGAUGGCCGACUCCUGCCUGAGUUCAACAUGGCUGAGCCGCCGCUGAUCUUCGAGUGCAAUCACGCGUGCUCCUGCUGGAGAACCUGCAGGAACCGGGUGGUGCAGAACGGCCUCAGGACUCGGUUGCAGCUCUACCGGACGCAGCGGAUGGGCUGGGGAGUGCGGACAACGCAGGACAUCCCCCUGGGAACCUUCGUCUGCGAGUAUGUUGGGGAGCUGAUAUCUGACUCCGAGGCAGAUGUCCGUGAGGAGGACUCCUACCUCUUCGACCUUGACAACAAGGAUGGAGAGGUCUACUGCAUCGAUGCUCGUUUCUACGGCAACAUCAGCCGCUUCAUCAACCACCUCUGCGAGCCCAACCUCAUCCCCGUGCGCGUCUUCAUGGCGCACCAGGACCUGCGCUUCCCCAGGAUCGCCUUCUUCAGCACCAGGCACAUAGAAGCCGGAGAGGAGAUCGGCUUUGACUACGGAGACAGGUUCUGGGACAUCAAAGGCAAAUUCUUCAGCUGUCAGUGUGGUUCACCCAAGUGCAAACACUCGAGCUCAGCGCUGGCCCAGCGCCAGGCCAGCACCUCCUCGUCCCAGGACACGCAGGAAAAUGGGCUCCCCGACACCAGCUCUGCCACGGCAGCCGGCCCCUUUUGAGGCUCUGCUCCCCAGAGACUGACUGGUUUUAACCCUUUAGGUUCACAUACUGUCUGAGUUUCCAUUUAAAGAGAGAAAAACAGAAACAAAACCAACAAACCCACACAAAACCCUUCAAAGGAAGAAAACAAAGGCACUCAAGGAAAGCCAGGCCAGGGCUUGGGACACUUAGGGCUGUGCCACCGACUGUUAACUCGAGGAGUGAGUCAGAGCAAAUCCCUCCUGAGUGAUGUUCUCCCUCUCCCCACGCCAGGCAAGCUGCUGGGUUUCCCAGGUGUGUAUGGAGGAUGGGGAGGCUGCUGAGUUUGAUUUUCCAGGUGAGUUGUCCUGGCCUCUGACUCUCCACGUGCCGAGUGUGGUGCGAGCCCGGGAGCGCCGCGGGUCCCCGGAGGGAUGGCUCGUGCCCGCGCAUCUCCGCUUCACCUGUAAUAAACUCUCAAUACUUGAUGGGACUUUCUUUCUGAAAGCCAAGGGGGAAGUGGGGAGGGAGAGGGAAAGGGAGGUGCUGGCCUUUGCCUUGGCUUGGCACAGCCCUGGGGGCAGGCUCUGCUGGUCGCUUUGUGUUGGUUUGGUCGGUUGUUGGUUUUUAACCCUCGAUUCCUCCCACGCCUGCCAGGACGCUGCGGUGAGGCCUUUGCCCAGGAGCUGGAGGGCGUUUCUGCCAACCCCCCUCCUGCUCACCAAACCCACC
Molecule: messenger RNA, 4589 nt
Organism: Dryobates pubescens (Downy woodpecker)
Lineage: Eukaryota; Metazoa; Chordata; Aves; Piciformes; Picidae
Gene: EHMT1
Product: euchromatic histone lysine methyltransferase 1
Exons: 27
Coding region: 8-3898 (1296 amino acids)
Cellular component (GO): nucleus
Molecular function (GO): p53 binding; histone H3K9 methyltransferase activity; zinc ion binding
Source: RefSeq, a predicted model, not a curated record